AUGAAUAAAGACAAAAAGAAGACCCAGCUGCUCAGCGACUUGGGCAGAUUCAAGGGGAAAAAGAUAACAGUAACCUUCAUUGACGGAAAGUCUGUAACUGGGAAGCUUGCGUCGUUUGACGAUGUUGGUAACUGCGUGCUAAAGAAAUGCGGAGAGUGGAGCUAUGGGAAUACUGUAGUGUGUCUAGGAAGAAGCAUAGUUCUUAUUUGUUUGAAUACUCCAUACGUCUUGUGA
Molecule: messenger RNA, 234 nt
Organism: Encephalitozoon cuniculi GB-M1
Lineage: Eukaryota; Fungi; Microsporidia; Unikaryonidae
Exons: 1
Coding region: 1-234 (77 amino acids)
Source: RefSeq, marked provisional